ACAGUUUCUAUUUUGCUACUCUCACGAAUGGUUCAGAUUCGAAUUGUCAUCCGAUACUGAUGUAUUGUAAUUGUGGAAAAGUGUGACAAAGUGCGGAUUAAAUUCAACUUUUUUUAUCAAGAAAUGCAAUAAAUUGACUCGAAAGUCGAUGAUGAUUUGCGAAAACGUUUGUUGCAUCGGAAAUUUAAUCGAGUUUUUGAUUUACAAAAAAAUGUGAAAAUUCGUUCUGGCGAAAAUGAGAUUUAACUUGGAGUUGAGUGAAUGCAUUUCUUUUUGUGUUGGUGGACUGGUGUAAACGUCAUCUACAAGAGAUGUUACGUGUUGUGUUUUUUUUUCGGUUUACAAAGCAAAGUUGUGGAAAGACCUACAACCAACCAGCAGCUUUUUUCUCAGUAUUCCAUUUCUAUCGUUGGGUGUAAACAAUAAAUGAAAAUUAAAAAAGUUGCUGAAAAGUAUAAAUGAAAUUUUUAAAUUUAGAUUUAAACAACAAAAUUAUUAAAACAAAAUUUUGUGCAAGUGAAACGAUAUAAUAACAGGCCUGAAUUGAAAUGUGUAAUUUGUGAGAAACCGUUUGUUGUUUCCAAUUUUUGAAACAAUUUUUGAGCCACAAAAAAAUAUUUGAAAAGUAAAAAAAAUAAUUCUGUGUUGUGUCUGGGUUAACAUAAAUACAGCAGAAAAUCAUGAUAUUCGUUCGGUGAUAAUUAUGCGCGUAACGAAGUGAAAAUUUGUGUGAUAAAUGCUGAAUGAAUAAGGUGAAUUAAUUCGUCCAAUAUGCGAACAAUAUAUUUUUGGAUUAUUGGAUCAUCGUCACGGAUCGAUCAUAAGAUCAACAACAUUGUUCCAGUGGACAAUACACUGGACUAAUAAAUAUGUCACAAAAUGCGGCCGAUAGUUUGCAGCCCACUUGGCGGUUGUGGGGAGAGGAGCGUGAAAAGGAUGCAAUCUUUACCGUUUACCUCAAGAAGGUUCGCUAUCAUCGGCCGACACCAAUUGCAAGCAGUCAAGACUCGGACGAAGAUAUUUCACAUCUCGAAUGGGAAACGGUACGAGUACGAUUUGUGAAGGCCGCAACAUUAGAACGUCUCGUCGACGCUUUAUCGAAAGAUGAUGGCGAACUGGAAAGUACGUUUGUCAACGUAUUCUUAGCCACGUAUCGAACAUUCGCGAAACCCGAACAGAUUUUAGACUUACUACUGCAGCGAUACGAACGAUUACACGCGGACUCCAUACACGAACCGUUGGCAGAGGAGCAUAAAAAAAGUUUGGUGUCAGCGUUGCAUGUGUGGAUGGAUGGCUACCCGGAGGAUUGGAAUCAACAGAAUCUGAAGAAAGUUAUUGCAUUCACAUCGUCACGGCUGUCCAGUUCGGAAAUACAUUAUAAAGCUUUAAAUAGAUUAGAUAAAUUAGCUAGAGCAAGAGCAGCACCGUCACUGCCAUGGGAUAAUAAUGAAUACGCGGAUUAUGCUGAACAAUUCAAUGAUUUGUGUUUAACGCCAGCUUUUCUUCCGCCUGCACAUUUACUUCAAGCGUAUCGCUUUCCACACAUACCGGUUAAGCAUUUUGCUGAACAACUUACUAGAAUGGAUAUGGAAUUAUUCAAACGACUCAUACCACAUCAAUGUCUUGGUGCGACAUGGUCGAAACGCGAGCGUGAUAAAAAUGAAGCCAAUACCGUAAUUGCAACAGUAACACAGUUCAAUGCGGUUUCAUUUCGAGUGAUAUCCAGUAUACUCAUCGAGCCAAGACUCAAACCGCAGGAACGAGCCAUGAACAUUGCAACUUGGAUUGACAUUGCUCAAGAGCUUAGAGUUUUGAAGAACUUUUCGUCCUUGAAAGCGAUUGUGUCUGGACUUCAAUCCAAUGCUGUGUAUCGACUGUCGAAGACGUGGGCGGCAUUAGUACGAGAAAAGCUGGAAAUAUUCAACGAGCUGGCGCGAAUCUUUUCGGAAGAUAAUAAUGCUUGUGCACAACGUGAGGUACUUAUGAGAGAAGGAACGGCCAAAUUUGCAGACACUGCCGGUGAAAAUGACCGUCAUCUUCAGAAAGUGUUUCAGCGACAGAACACACAUAUCAGCCAUGGAACGAUACCAUAUCUGGGAACAUUUUUGACGGAUCUGACGAUGAUCCAUGCCGCAAUACCCGACUCAAUAAACGAUCUCAUCAACUUUGAUAAAAAGCGUAAGGAAUUUGAGGUUUUAGCUCAAAUUAAGCUGUUACAAGGUGCUGCCAAUGCAUAUCAUUUACCGGACGAUCAUCUGUUCGACCGAUGGUUCGCUAGCUUAUUAGUACUGGAUGAGAGGGAAGCACACACUCUGUCGUGUCAAUUGGAGCCGCCCGAGCAGAGACGAGCGCAAGGACACAAGAAAAGCGAUUCCAUUGCAUCGAAUUCGAGCAGUGGUGCCGGUUCCCAGUUUUACUGUGAAAUAAACACAUCCGAUUCGAGAAACAAUUCUCUUGAUCGAAAUGCCACUCCUCCAACGGCUUCGAUAAUGUCCGAAGCAAGCAGCGUGUCCUCCAUAUCAAUUGAAUCCACGUCCAGCGGUAAUAAAUCGAAUAACACAAAAACGAACAGCUGCAAGUCAUCUGCUAGUCAAUAUCCAUUGAUCAAUCCGCAAUUAGUCCAGAAUGCGUCCGUGAAGAACUCUGCAUCGCCCGAUUUUUACAUCAUUCGUGUUACAUACGAAACGGACAACGUGGAACUGGACGGUAUCGUUCUGUACAAAAGUAUUAUGUUAGGGAAUAAUGAGCGGACACCGCAAGUGAUCCGUAACUCUAUGAUGAAAUUGGGUCUGGAAGGUGAUCCGGAUAGGUACACAUUGGCACAAGUAUUGCCCGAAAAAGAGCUGGUCAUGCCAUCCAAUGCAAAUGUUUACUAUGCCGUUAAUACGGCCUUUAAUUUGAAUUUCAUUUUGCGACCGAAAAAAGACGACAAUAAUUGAUUUGCUGUAAAAAUUAGAGACAUAUCGGGAUAUAGUGGGAUUGUAGCUUACACGCACGCACAUAUGUCUUAAAAUUUUUAAAGUUUACUUAAUCAACCAUGAAAUGGUCCAAAAAAAUAGUCUUUUUUUUACUACAAUUUUACAAUUUGCGUGACAAGUCUAUUAAAAAUAGUACAAGAGUUACAAGAAGUAGAAAAAGUUGAUAAAAACAUACCACUAGUAUACUCAUAAAAACACUAAGUCCUUAUUGACGUGGAUAUUAUUAAAUAUAUAUUUUGUAUGAUAUGUAGGUAAAAGUCGUGUAUAUUAUGCCGUGUAAUUAAUAAAACUAUUUAUAUUGACAAAAGAAAUAAAAACAAAAACAAUUUAAACAA
Messenger RNA from Bradysia coprophila, 3313 nucleotides. RefSeq names its product Ral guanine nucleotide dissociation stimulator-like (gene Rgl). Gene Ontology annotation, biological process: Ras protein signal transduction. Gene Ontology annotation, cellular component: plasma membrane. The record is from RefSeq and is a predicted model, not a curated record. Gene Ontology annotation, molecular function: guanyl-nucleotide exchange factor activity. Lineage: Eukaryota; Metazoa; Arthropoda; Insecta; Diptera; Sciaridae.